CUCUGAUUGGUUUACAUAAGCACUAAUGUUUGAAAGUGCCCUGUCCUUGAGUUUUACAUCCUCUCGCUCUCGAUUAUGUCCAUAGAGACAGAACAAUGGGAUUAAUUGACACUUUCCGCGUCUUAAUCAAAUCCAUUUUGGUCGUCAUUUUGUGGUCCAAAUGCGAGGGUCGGGAGUCAGAGUUUAACUACGUCACCUGCGGUUCGCUUGUGAAAUUGCUGAACACGAGACACAACGUUCGGCUGCACUCUCAUGAUGUAAAAUACGGCUCAGGCAGUGGCCAGCAGUCUGUGACGGGUGUGGAGAGUGCAGAUGACGCCAACAGUUACUGGAGGAUUCGGGGGAAGCCCGACGGGACCUGCCAACGCGGCGUGCCCAUCCAGUGUGGUCAGGCCGUCCGCAUCACGCACAUGACCACGGGACGCAACCUCCACACACACCACUUUAGCUCGCCACUGUCCAACAACCAGGAGGUGAGUGCGUUCGGCGAGAACGGCGAGGGGGAUGACCUGGACGUGUGGCGAGUGCAGUGUGACGGCUCCAUCUGGGAGCGGGACGAGGCGGUGCGCUUCAAACACGUCGGCACCGACGCCUUCCUGAGCGUGACGGGCGAGCAGUACGGCAACCCCAUCCAGGGGCAGAGGGAGGUGCACGGCAUGGGCACUGCCAACCAGAACAACUACUGGAAGGCUAUGGAGGGUGUGUUCAUUCUCCCCAGCCAAGAACCGCUGAGACACCAUCACGAAGAGCUCUGAUGACAUCAUCAAGCUAACGAGACGCCGUCACGAAGAGCUCUGAUGACAUCAUCAAGCUAACGAGACGCCGUCACGAAGAGCUCUGAUGACAUCAUCAAGCUAACGAGACGCCGUCACGAAGAGCUCUGAUGACAUCAUCAAGCUAACGAGACGCCGUCACGAAGAGCUCUGAUGACAUCAUCAAGCUAACGAGACGCCGUCACGAAGAGCUCUGAUGACAUCAUCAAGCUAACGAGACGCCGUCACGAAGAGCUCUGAUGACAUCAUCAAGCUAACGAGACGCCGUCACGAAGAGCUCUGGUGACAUCGUCAAGCUGCUGCGUCACGAUGAGCUCUGACGUCAUGACGAGCUCUUGACGACGUCACAAUGAGUGCCGAUGACAUCAUCGGACAUCGUCACAUAAUAUUGCGCCUCGGCUUCGUCUGAAACGGAACCCUUUUCCUUAUUCUAUAAUAUAUACCCACAUGACUCUGAUCAACAAAAAAAACAGUGCACUAAAAUAGAGAAUAGGGAGCCACGUCAGACACGGUGCAAGUCGACUGCAGGAUGACACUGAUGCAGCUAACUGGGUCAAGAUGGCACCUAUGACUUUGUUAUGACAUUCUUUUGUAUACCCGUUAGCCAACCGGGAACAACUUUUGAUGACUAUUGACUACUGAAUAUAGGCUUACGUUAGGAGCAUCCGGCUCUGUGCAGUCGGUCUCUGGUGAAGGGAUCAGACGGGGAGAUGAGAAGGUUUGUUUGACGAUGAGAAUCGGUUGACGUUUUUGAAUUUGACACAUCUCUGAACAAAAUGGGAUUGAAGAAUUUGGCUUUGGUUAGUUUGAGGGAGAAUGUGGUAAGGCAGUUGCUCUGCUCUGAUAUCAGAGGUAUUAGCACCAGCCCGCAGGGGGGGGGGAUCUAUGGGAAACACUGCCAUUUCCAGGUGAAUCUACUGUGCCUGUCUACUCCUUAGCGACCGACAUCCUGAUGGUAAUAAAAACAUUGUCUGGAUUUUUCACUUCCUGUAGCUGCUGUGCUCACCCUUUACCUCUAGCUGCUGUGCUCACCCUUUACCUCUAGCUGCUGUGCUCACCCUUUACCUCUAGCUGCUGUGCUCACCCUUUACCUCUAGCUGCUGUGCUCACCCUUUACCUCUAGCUGCUGUGCUCACCCUUUACCUCUAGCUGCUGUGCUCACCCUUUACCUCUAGCUACUGUGCUCACCCUUUACCUCUAGCUGCUGUGCUCACCCUUUACCUGUAACAAUGACAUCACAUUUAGACACCGCCUACUGUAAGGCCUUUCCCCCGGGAACAUGACUCACCUGACUUGCUUUUGGGAUUGUUUUCUUAUUGUGUUUAGACUUAUUUUAUGUUUGUAUGUCGGGAAAGGAUAUUGUUUAUUUGUAUAAAGGCGAUAGAAGUUAUUUGGAACACAAUUUUCAAGGCUGUUUAUUUUUAGUUCUCUGCAGUUUUCAUUGUGGGUCAUCGGGGAGGAUAUUUUCUAGUCUGUAAUAUAGAGCCUCAACUCCAUAUGAUAUCAUGAAACACCUUUGUUUGGGCUAGUUGCUCUUUCGACGAUGAAUCACAAUUAAUAAAGACAUUUUGUUUCUGUG
Oncorhynchus nerka (sockeye salmon) is the source of this 2352-nucleotide messenger RNA. It is a transcript of the gene sdf2l1, whose product is annotated as stromal cell-derived factor 2-like 1. The transcript has 3 exons. The record is from RefSeq and is a predicted model, not a curated record. NCBI's taxonomy places the organism in Eukaryota, Metazoa, Chordata, Actinopteri, Salmoniformes, Salmonidae. The coding region runs from base 96 to 755 and encodes 219 amino acids.